UGCAGUGAGCCGAGAUUGUGCCACUGCACUCCAGCCUGGCGGCAGAAUGAGACUCUGUCUCAAAAAAACAAAAAAAACCCUGCAGUUCCUCUAUGAGGAUUGCCUUUUCCCACCCCCCUCAACUAAGCUAGGCCUCUGCUGGGUGUUCCCUAAGCAUACUGUUCCCUGACCUUAAUGUGCAUCAGGCUUUGUUGUAUAAUUACCUGCUAAAAUUUUUUCCUCGUGGACUCUGAGCUCACUGAGGUCUGUGACAAAAAAUACUUAAUCUUUAUGGCCUGGCACAUCGUGGAUAAUCCAUAAAUAUUUGUUGAAGAAAGGAAGGGGCCUGCGGCUGCGGGUGGGAGAGGUAUUCCAGGCAGAGGGACUAAUGUGUAUAAAGACUUGAAGAUGGGAAAAUGCUGGCUUCAUUAAAUAGUAUGUGGUUUGGUGUUGAGGCCUUGUGCUUGGUGGGGCCUAAGGAGAAAGAGGCUAGUGGGAGAUUGAGGCUGGAGUGUGGAGGGCCUUUUAUGUCACAUUAGAGUUUGGGUGGGGCAUGGUAGCUCAUGCCCGCAAUCUCAGUACUUUGGGGGAGGCCGAGGCUACGGGAUUGCCUGAGCCUGGGAGUUGAAGACCAGCCCAGGCAACAAAGCAAGACCCUGUCUCUAUAGGAUUUUUUUUUUGAGACGGAGUCUUACUCCAUUGCCCAGGCUGGAGCGCAGUGGUGCAAUUUCGGCUCAUUGCAGCCUCCGCCUCCUGGGUUCAAGCAAUUCUCCUACCUCAGCCACCCACCCAAGUAGCUGGGAUUACCGGUGUGCACCACCACACCUGGCUAAUUUUUGUAUUUUUAGUAGAGACUGGGUUUUACCAUAUUUGCCAGGCUGGUCUCGAACUCCUGACCUCAAGUGAUCUGUCCAGCUUGUCCUCCCAAAGUGCUGGGAUUACAGGUGUGAGCCACCGUGCCCAGCCUAUACAGAAAAUUUAAAAAUUAAAAAAUUUUUCUGGGAUUGAUGGUGUGCGCCUGUAAUCCCAGCUACUCAGCAGGAGGCUGAGGUGGGAGGAUUGCUUGAACCCAGGAGUUCAAGGCUGCAGUGAGCCGUGAUCGAACGACUGCACUACUGUCAGGUGACAAGGCAAGACUGUCUAGUAAAAAGAGUUUGUCGUUGAUCUAGAGGCAGCAGAGGCCUCUUGAGACAGCUCUAAAGGGCCCUCAGUAAAGCCUAUUUUUCUCUUUCUCUAAAGCUGUGAAAUCUUAUCAGUCAGUACUUUGUUGCUGGAUUAUAUUGCUUGAGAUUAUGCUUAUCCAGACUACUUGGCUCUCUUUAUCUCCCCAGCAGAUUCUGCAGGUGGGAGAAGUUUAUAGCCUGUUUUGCGAUCCCUCCUGAGCAUGAUUUUAAGUAUUUGUUCUGUGGUGUUUGGAUGCGGAGACAUGAUCUGACUUGCAGUUGGCAAGAGCUCUGCUCCAUCCUAUUUGUUUCACCCCUCUGUCCACUUAUUUCCCUCUUCCUGACCACUUUGAACCUGAUGCCAGCCCCUCGCAGUCACUGCAUUGCAUCUGGAUGAGCCACAUUUCUUACUGAAUCCGUGAGCUCUAGGGGAGCAUAGAGAUAAUGGAGUCAGGGGGCACAGUGUGGCCACUGUGAAGGAAGCAGCUUAGGCCCCAGAAGUCUCCAGCAGUGGGCAGUACCGAGGCGGCCAGGGUGUUAACUCUCACCCCAGGGAGCUGAAUUUGGCUUUUCUGUGGGAAGGUGUCUGGGAAGAAUAUCAGAGACCAAUAGCGCUCAGGGGGCCCUUUCUUGGGGCUGUCCAGUGUGGAAACACCCCAUCCUACACCAGUGGUUCCUGAUUCCGGCUCUGAAUCAGAUUCACAAGGGCAACUUUUUUUUUUUUUUUUUUUUUGAUAUGGAGUCUUGCUGUUGCCCAGGCUAGAGUGCAGUGGCGCGAUCUCGGCUCACUACAACCUCCGUCUCCCGGGUUCAAGAGAUUCUCCUGCCUCAGCCUCCGAGUACCUGGGAUUACAGGCAGGCACCACCAAGCCUGGCUAAUUUUUUUGUAUUUUUUAGUAGAGAUGGGAUUUCGCCAUAUUGGCCAGGCUGGUCUCGAACUCCUGACCUUGUGAUCCACCCGUCUUGGGCUCCCAAUGUGCUUUGGUUCUUGGCGUGAGCCACUGCACCCGGCCUAGGGCAGCUUUUUAUAAGCACAGAUGCCCAGGCCCUACUCUUGAAGAUUGCAAUUCAGUAGAUCUGGGUUGAGGACCAAGCAUCUGCAUGUUUUAAGAAGCCACAGGUUAUUUUUGAGGUGUAGCAAGGAUUGAAAGAACAGAAAACUUGGAUUUGGAAAACUACUUGUGACUUUAGGCAGUGAGUCAGUUUCCUAAUGCACACAUUGGGGAAUUCUAUAGGAAUGCUGUGAGAAGCAAAUAAUACAUAGAGAGAGUGCUUUAUACAGCGAUACACUGCACAGACACACUUGCCUUCAACAUCAGCUGCCAGCAUAGAUUUUCAAAAUGGCUGCAGCUCCUCAAGCACCGGGGCGGGGAUCUGUCCGUAAGACGAGACCUGUGGUUGUGAAGACAUCGUUGAACAACCCAUACAUCAUCCGCUGGAGUGCUCUGGAGAGUGAGGAUAUGCACUUCAUCCUAAAAACGCUUGAGGACAGGCUUAAAGCUAUCGGACUAAAGAAGAUUGAAGAUAAGAAGAAAAAGAACAAAACACCUUUUCUGAAAAAAGAAAGCAGAGAGAAAUGCGGCAUUGCUGUUGAUAUUAGUGAGAAUCUGAAGGAGAAGAAAACAGAUGCUAAGCAGCAAGUGUCAGGGUGGACACCUGCACACGUCAGGAAGCAGCUUGCCAUUGGCGUUAACGAAGUUACCAGAGCCCUGGAAAGGAGUGAACUGCUGUUGGUUCUGGUGUGUAAAUCAGUCAAGCCUGCCAUGAUCACCUCACAUUUGAUUCAGUUAAGCCUAAGCAGAACUGUCCCUGCCUGUCAGGUCCCCCGGCUCAGUGAGAGAAUCGCCCCCGUCAUUGGCUUAAAAUGUGUUCUAGCCUUGGGGUUCAAAAAGAACACCACUGACUUUGUGGACGAAGUAAGAGCCAUCAUCCCCAGAGUCCCCAGUUUAAGUGUACCAUGGCUUCAAGACAGAAUUGAAGAUUCUGGGGAAAAUUUAGAGACUGAACCUCUGGAAAGCCAAGACAGAGAGCUUUUGGACACUUCAUUUGAAGAUCUGUCAAAACCUAAGAGAAAGCUUGCCGAUGGUCGGCAGGCUUCUGUAACAUUACAACCCCUUAAAAUAAAGAAACUGAUUCCAAACCCUAAUAAGAUAAGGAAACCACCCAAAAGUAAAAAAGCUACUCCAAAGUAAUCUUGCAUAAACUUGUCAUGUCAUACAGUCUGUGAAAGGACACCUUGUAAAGAAGCCUUGAAACUAAUAAAAUGAGUUAUAUUUACAUAGA
Symphalangus syndactylus (siamang) is the source of this 3425-nucleotide messenger RNA. It is a transcript of the gene RPP38, whose product is annotated as ribonuclease P/MRP subunit p38. Gene Ontology annotation, cellular component: nucleolar ribonuclease P complex; ribonuclease MRP complex; fibrillar center. Gene Ontology annotation, biological process: tRNA 5'-leader removal. The record is from RefSeq and is a predicted model, not a curated record. Lineage: Eukaryota; Metazoa; Chordata; Mammalia; Primates; Hylobatidae. Gene Ontology annotation, molecular function: ribonuclease P RNA binding; ribonuclease P activity.